Messenger RNA from Orbilia oligospora ATCC 24927, 1257 nucleotides. RefSeq lists its product as uncharacterized. Gene Ontology annotation, biological process: maturation of SSU-rRNA. Gene Ontology annotation, cellular component: cytoplasm. The coding region runs from base 1 to 1257 and encodes 418 amino acids. Lineage: Eukaryota; Fungi; Ascomycota; Orbiliomycetes; Orbiliales; Orbiliaceae. The transcript has 2 exons. The record is from RefSeq and is a predicted model, not a curated record.
AUGGCUGACUAUGACAGCGACGAAGAUGUUGCCGACCUCGAAUAUACCACCACCACAACCCUUCUAGGAUACGCCGAACCCACCCCUUCAGACGAUACCACCAGUCACCUCGGAGGUAUUCCUACAUGGUUCGAUGAUGCAAUGGAUUCGCGACUGGCGAAAUGCCUAAGUUGCAAUAACCUCAUGCCCCUCCUCCUUCAACUCGACGGCAACCUACCAGAUUCUCCACAUCAUACUAGAAUGCUAUACCUCUUCGGCUGUCGAUCAAAACCCUGUCGCAAGAAGAAAGGUAGUAUACGGGCUAUUCGUGGUGUUAAAUCCACGGGUAUCACACCACCAAAUGCUCAACAACCACCAGCAGCUGUAGCGCCAGUCGCAGAAACUAAAGUCGAGGAACAAAAGCCAAAAUCCAACAUGGGGGAUAUGAUCUUCGGCGGCUCUUCAUCCGGCGCACCUACAAAUCCAUUUGCGACUUCACAAUCCAAUCCGUUCGCAAAACCAAACCCAUUCGCUAAGGAUGAAGUAACAACUCUUACAAAAACCUUUGCGCAAGCGGCUUCGAUAUCGACUUCAGAGUCAAAAGCUAUCUCGAAACCGGAACCUGUAGAGCCAACACUAAUAGGUCCACCGUCUCCUUGGCCUCCUGCUUCAUCGAUACCACAAUACACAAGCUUCUACCUAGACGCUAGCUAUGAGGAACUUGAGCCGGACGCAUUAACCUUACAAUCCCAAAAACUCGCUAAAACAAUCAAAAUGGAUACAUCAGACGAUAUGGAAGAAGAUACCACACCUUCAAGCUCCAAAAAGGCAGCAGCAGCAGCAUCCUCUUCCUCUUCGAAAGCUUCAAAAGAGAAGGAAUUUGAAUCAGUAAUGAACGCAGCUUUCCUAAACUUUCAAAGCAUGAGUUCACAAAACCCAGAACAAGUUUUACGAUACGAACGAAAGGGGAUACCUUUGCUAUAUUCGAGAGAUGAUAGCAUAGGUAAACUAUUGGCGGACCCAAAAUCGGGCGCAAAUGAUAUUUCACUAUCAAAAGUUCCACUGUGUAGUAACUGUGGAAGAGGCCGGUGCUUUGAAAUUCAAUUGAUGCCACAUGCGAUCUCGGUGUUGGAGGAGGGCACCGAAGGAGCGCUGGACGAGGGAAUGGUCUGGGGUACUAUAAUCGUCGGCACCUGUGAGGCCGAUUGCCCAUUGGCCGGGAGCGAUAAAGGUGCAUAUGUCGAGGAAUGGGUUGGAGUACAGUGGGAGACAGAUUAG